UUCCAGUCGAAUCUAUUUGAUCGGCGACCAGAGCUAGUCAAUGAAUUAUAUGGAAGAACAUUUGCCACAUGGACGACGGUGACAUGUGCGCUGUGCUUGAUAUGCGCAAAGAAUCCUCGAGUUCCUGCCAUAUAUGGGGCUACACUAUUCUCCUUCCUUGCCGCCCUUGUGCAUUUCACAAUGGAACUGCUGGUGUUCAAGACACUGAGCUUGAAGAGUGCAGCAAAUCCUCUCAUCAUUGCAGGGUUGUCAGCGCUUUGGAUGGGGGCUGGAUGGAAUUACUACACAGAUGUGGCCACUGAGAUCGAGUUCUCGGAGACUGAGAGCAUUGAAGAGGCCAGCAGGCUGGUUAAUGCGCAGAAGCAGGAGUGA
Coccomyxa subellipsoidea C-169 is the source of this 372-nucleotide messenger RNA. RefSeq lists its product as hypothetical. Gene Ontology annotation, cellular component: endoplasmic reticulum; membrane. The record is from RefSeq and is a predicted model, not a curated record. The annotation marks the transcript as partial. Lineage: Eukaryota; Viridiplantae; Chlorophyta; Trebouxiophyceae; Coccomyxaceae. The transcript has 5 exons. Gene Ontology annotation, molecular function: protein-macromolecule adaptor activity.